CAUUUAUAAUUUUCUCAUUUCCAUAUGAAGUUAGGAUAGCCACAAAAAUCGUGGCAGACGCUGAAUUCAUCUCCUACCUCAGAAUCAAUCUCUUAUGUUCGAAAUUCUUCCAUGGUAGCAUCUCUCUUCCCUCUCUCAAUUCUCAUUCAAUUUAUUUUUCUCUAGUACUAGUACCAUUCUUUAGCUUCGUGUUCGCAGUUAAUGCAUGGAAAGUGUUUGUAUAAUUGCCAAGCAGAACAAAUAAAGCAUAUCAAUUUUUGUAUUGUAACUACAUCAUUAUUACAUUACAUAACCCUUCAAUUCAAGUUCAACCAUGACCACACUACUGAAUACAGUGUCUGCAACUUCAAAUUUAACCUUAAAGUCAAAAAGAAACAGUUGCAGUUUCUUAACUACCCAUGUUCAAAAUCUUAACUAUGGCAGUUUCCCUUUCAAGAAAAAUUGUUUUUCAAGAGUUUUGGCUUCGGAGGCCCAUAUGACAAUUCCCUCAAAAGAUAAUGUUUUUACCCUGCAAAAUUGGAGAGAAGGGAAGAAAGACUAUAAGAGCAUGGAAGGUAGAAUCAAUGAUGCGUUUCUUCAUUUAGAGCACAUGGUAGGUAGGGGUUAUAAACCUUAUGUAGCUCAAGCAACUCAGCUUUUGUAUGAUAUUUGUAAGUCUGGUAAAACUAGAAAAGCUGUUAGGCUUAUGGAGAUGAUGGUAACUUCGGGUAUUAUGCCUCAUCCUCGUACUUAUACGUAUUUGGUCAGUUAUUUGUGUAAAAGAGGUAGUGUUGGUUAUGCAAUGCAAUUGAUUGAAAAGAUGGAAGCAAGUGGUUAUCCAACUAAUAAUAUUACCUAUAAUACUUUGGUUAAAGGACUUUGUACGCAUCGGAAAUUGAAACAGAGUAUGCAGGUUUUAGAGAGGUUUGUCCCAGAUGUAGUUACAUAUUCUAUCUUGCUUGAAGCUGCUUGUAAGGAAAAGGGAGUACAUGAAGCCAUGAAGCUGCUAGAUGAGAUAAUUGCCAAGGGUGGUGAGCCUAAUUUGGUUAGCUACAAUGUGUUGUUGACUGGGUUGUGUAAGGAAGGUAGAACAGAAGAAGCUAUUAAGUUUUUUAAAGGAUUGCCUGAAAAAGGGUUUAAACCUUGUGUUGUAAGUCAUAACAUUUUGUUAAGAAGUUUGUGCUAUGAAGGGCGAUGGGAGGAAGCGUACGAGCUUUUAGCAGGGAUGGAAAGAGAGGGCCUGACUCUUUCUGCAGUUACUUACAACAUAUUGAUCACUUCUCUUUCUCUCAAUGGAAAAAUUGAUCAGGCUUUCCAAGUUUUGGAUGAAAUGACAAAGAGUGGUUUCAAGGUGAGUGCUAAUAGCUAUAAUCCAAUUAUUGCUCGUCUCUCCAAGGAAGGAAAGGUGGAUCUUGUUGUUGAGUGUCUAGACCAAAUGGUUAAUCGGCGUUAUCGUCUUAGUGCUGGAACGUACGAUGCUAUUGCCUUGCUUUGUGAGCGAGGGAAGGUGAAGGAGGCUUUCUCAAUAUUUGAGAACUUGGGUAAAAAACAAAACUACCCUAUUGGUGAUUUCUACCAAACUGUGAUUAUGUACUUGUGUAGGAAAGGGAAUACAUAUCCGGCCUUUCACAUAUUAUAUGAAAUGGUAAUGCAUGGAUUUACACCAAAUUCCUUUACUUACUCGUCUUUGAUAAGAGGAUUGUGUAAGGAGGGAAUGCUUGAUGAGGCUCUCGAGAUAUUUGAAAUUUUGGAAGACCAUGACUAUGUGCCUCAAGUUGACAACUAUAAUGCUCUUAUUCUUGGAUGCUGCAAAUCUAAGAGAAUAGACUCGUCAAUAGAGAUAUUUCAGAUGAUGGUCAACAAAGGAUGUAUGCCUAAUGAGAUAACAUAUACCAUUCUUGUUGAAGGGCUUGCUUUUGAAGAAGAAAUGGAUUUAGCAGCUACCCUAGUGAAAGAGUUACAUCUGAAAGGGGUUCUGAGUCAAAGUACCGUCGAAAGACUUUCUAUGCAAUACGACCUCAAGGAGUUAACAGGGUAGAGAGAGAGAGAUAUACAAUCAAAGUAUGUAUAACAAAAAAAUCAGAAAUUGGGCACAGGAGCAGAGGAUCUUGACACAGAGUCACUGAUUGUUGUGGAGUGUGUUCCAGUAGAGAGGUUGAAUUUGUUUUCUGUUGAUGUUGAUUAGACGGCUUACAUUCUGAGAUACAGUUAAAAUAUUAGUCGUCUGAUAUUAAUUGGACAGUUUGGAUUGCUUGACUGCUGAUUUUCUAACCGUAGGUUAUUCAAAUCCAUGUAUCUACCAACAUUGAGCUGUUGGUCAAUGGAUGUGAAUAACAAUUUGUAUUUCAUAUUAAAUCUAGGCGUAUUACACAGGCACAAGGUUUUGUUUAUAAACUUGUUAAAAUGACAUGCCUGCCAGGCAUGCAGAUUUUUCUUUGCUAAGUGGUGAUGAUGUUGGUUGAUUCAAA
This is a messenger RNA of Vicia villosa (hairy vetch), 2447 nucleotides long. RefSeq names its product pentatricopeptide repeat-containing protein At1g79080, chloroplastic. Gene Ontology annotation, molecular function: protein binding. The record is from RefSeq and is a predicted model, not a curated record. Lineage: Eukaryota; Viridiplantae; Streptophyta; Magnoliopsida; Fabales; Fabaceae. The coding region runs from base 314 to 2017 and encodes 567 amino acids. The transcript has 2 exons.